This is a messenger RNA of Globicephala melas (long-finned pilot whale), 11367 nucleotides long. Lineage: Eukaryota; Metazoa; Chordata; Mammalia; Artiodactyla; Delphinidae. The record is from RefSeq and is a predicted model, not a curated record.
GGAUGGCGUCCGUGUCUGCCGAAUCCUGACCCGAGACCCGGCAGCUCUUUGGGGGCGCUGUGGAGUUCGGCGGCCCGCCCCACUUUUGCAUUUUCUCUGCAGGACGCUCUCCAGCGGGCCCCCGGGGACCGCGGGGUUGACAGCGGUCACGUUCCCCCCCUUCACCCCGCAGAGCGUCCUGCCUGGCUAGGUUGUCCAGGCGCCGCGAGAUCGGCGGAUCCGGCGCCGGGGGCGGCGUGUUGAGGCUGGCACGCAGGCGGAGGGGGGGACCCAGUGGUGGUUCCCGCCAGAGAGAUUUGGGGGCGAGCGAAUGCCCUGGAAUGUUCUGUAGACUGGGGGGGGCGCGGGGAAGCAGUGGUCGCCCUUGGUCCUCAUCCUCGGGUCUGAGCGGAGCAGGCGUUGCUCCCAGGUAUCGCGGCUGUAGCGGACCCUGGCCCGGCCCUCCGGCUACGGAGGAGCCGAGGCUCAGCCCGUCGCCCUGGGAACCCCGGCUGACCCGGGCGUGGGGCUCAGAGGUCGACCAAGUGAUACCCAAGGUUCAACUGGAACCCUCUCCUCCCCGCACCUACCUCUACUUCAGAUGACUGGGUGAAGUGUUGGGGUGAAAACGGUAGAGACGGGGAAUGAGAACAGCUUCGGACAAUUCAAACUAAGGACACAGCCUAAUGAGUGGCUGGAAUGAGACACCCAGAGACAGACCGACCCUUGGGUGUGUUAGGUGUGCCAAGAAGAAAAUUGUGGACUACACAUUGUCCAUAUUGCUGUAAUUGGCCUAAUCAGAAUAAGCCACUGGCUCUUCUGUUUUUUAGGAGAAAUCUGGCAAAGGAGAAAUCAGGAUAUUUUUGCAGUGAAGGAAAGAGAACUAUUUCUUCCUAAGCCAUUGUUAUUUUUGGGUUUUAAGCUAAGACGGUGGAUAGUUCCAGGGGAAGCUUAAAACAUCCUGCACUUCACAGAUUUUAUGCCUCUCAAAAUUGUCCCGGUCUUGUUGGCUUUUGCAGUUCAGCCCUCAGAUGCCAGCUGCCUCCUGGUUCUAAUAUUGCACCAGGUGUACAUAUGGCAGCAGAGCAAAUAGCCUGAUGAUAUUUUUAGCUUUCUCAGUUGUUCUCAUUUGCUGAAGUCCUGCAGGGUGCUACAAAAAUGGCUGAGUUGGAGCCUGUAAUUUAAGGGAGAUGGAGAAAAGUUAUCAUUUGGAGGCAGUGGGUGGGGAUGAGUUUGAUUGAUUUGCCCUCUCAUCUCCCACCCUCAAUGCACCCCUUCCACUGCUUUGCAGAUGGACUUUAAAUAUGUUUCUUUCCUAAAGAGAUUGAAUUUUAUCACUCUAGAUAUGAUGUUGAGGCAGCUGCCAGUAUAUUUUUAGUCAGAUUCUGUGAUAUCAAAGAGAGUGGUGACUUAGGCAUUUCAGUGUUGCAGCGUUGUUCUUCGGGUUCUGGUUUUUAAAAUGAUAACACUUUGGUUUAGAGAGGCUAAUGGCUUGCCCCAGGUCACAUGCCUUGGCACUGGUGCCACCAAGAAUAGAGUCCAUUUCUCCUGCUUGCCCAGUGGUGGUGCUUUAUACCCUGCUGUCACACGUUGCCCUGGAUGCCACUUGCUUGUGUCCUGCAGCUUGACAUGUCCAUUAGUGGAAAGAGGUAUUUAUCAGAACAGUUAUGGUUGAUAAUUUGUUCAGUGCUUUUCAUGUGCGGAACAUGGUGCUUAGUGUUCAUGAUCCAGUCUUUGAAGGAGAAUUUACAGACAAGGGAGCUGAGGCUUAGAGGCCCAGUGACUCAUCCAAGGUCACAUGUUUACCAGAGGGCCAGACCCCUGGGCGUUUUUUUAUUUCCCCCAUAACCUUUUUGGACCUACUCGUGGUCCUUGACCUUGGGAAUUAAUAUCUUACCUACUUCAAUUCACUGAGUAUGUAAUUUGGGCUCAGAAAAUGUGUGGGGAACAGCCAAACGUGUCUACUUAUAUCUGCAGACAACUCAGUAAAAGCAGGCGUUGUAAAGAUAAAAUUUGCACAACCUUAAACAUUUUAAUUUACAGCAUGGCUGAUUCCUGAGAUUAUUAGAGAUUAUUCAAAGUGAAAAUUCCAGCAACAGGUUAUAACCUGGUAGGAAAUAUUUCUCCAGUGCAGGGCAGAAUCUGCUGCUACUUAAAGACAAACAGGCCAUUUAUACGUGAAGGUAACGCACACCUUCAGUCAUGGUCAUCGCAUGUAAACAGAUUUAUGGUGUAAAUUCCUGUUGUUAGCUUAUCUGACUUUGAAAAAGUCACGGGGAAAACUUGGCUAUCUUGUGCCAACUGCUAGCUUGUUUUCAACAUACUAUGACCUUGAGUAAAUGAGGUCUGAACUUUCUCUAUUUAGAUGCUUUUGUAAGUGAAAAUUUUAAAAACCAUCAUCCCUGAAGUUUAUCUCAUCAGCCCCAUUCUAAAGGCCUGUGAAAUUUUCUGCUUGCUUGAUUCUAAUUGUAAGUACAUUUAAAGAGAAGCAUCCCCAUGCUUUUUUACCGCAAAGCUCUCUGUCUGCAUUAGGAUAAGACUCCGGAGCCGCACUGGAUGUGUUCGAAUCUCAGUCCCCACCGUGACCCUGGACGUGUCACAGAAACUUUGUUUCCUCAUCUCCAAAGUGUAGACGGUAAACUGCACCUCAUGGGGCUGGUGUGAAGACUAGCUGAGUUAACGCAUGUAGUGCACUUCAGCACAGCCGGGCCCAGUAAAGCGAAGCUGUGACUAUUAUGCUGAAAGUCGCCGAACUGCAAGAAAAGUAGGGGCCCCAGAGCCCAUCUAGUUGACACCCCCAUCUUCACUUGCAGAUGGGACGGAGGCCCCCAGAGGGAAGUCACUUACCAGAGUGUGUAGGCUCUUCAUCCAGAGCUCAAGUCUUCUGACUCUUGGGAUAUUUUAAAAAGCCAAGAUUACCUGAAUGAACACUCAGAGGACCUGAGAAAUAAAAUGACACUCAUCCACAGACCGGCUCUCGUUCAAGGCAGGGCGUGGGAGGAGGAACAGAUCCUGGACCUGGGCUCCUCCGUCUACAGAUGAAUGGAAUGGGAGCCUGCGUCCCCUCAGGAGCAGCGCCGCCACCUCCGCUUGGCUGUGCUCCCUUCCCCAGUGAAGAGCUACCAAGGGCAUCCUCCUGCUCAGCAAGAGCUCGACCCUCACCCAGGCCUUCUGCUUCCCAGCAGGCUCUGGUCCCCUUGCUGGGGACGCUUACCCUCCUCUCUGCAGAGCUUGCCGUCUUUGUUCAUGGGCCUUCUCUCGUGCAAGGGAAGUCUCCCUAAGGUGGUCUGCUCUAGAAAGCCCACGCUGACCUGCUUCUUCUCUUCCCCACCAGGACAGUGAGACCUGCCGCUCCGGCCCCCUCUCCAACUUGCCUGAGUGGAGUGGCCCGCACUGACCAGGAGGGAGCUCCCAGUUGGCCCAGCAUGAACUGGAAGGUUCUUGAACACGUGCCCCUGCUGCUGUAUAUCUUGGCAGCGAAAACAUUAAUUCUCUGCCUGGCGUUUGCCGGAGCCAAAGUAUACCAAAGGAAAAAAUUGGAAGCAAAACGGCAAAAACUGGAAGCUGAAAAGAAGAAGCAGUCAGAGAAGAAGGAUAACUAAAGGGAAAUCAAAGGGCAGCACAUUUUCCAACGCGCCACUUCCUCAGGGGGAGCCUGGCCCACAGGAAGGGAGUGGGCAUGUGGUUGUUGGUCCUGAUGAGGACCAAAGUGCUUGAGAUGUGCCCUCAGCCAACCUCUCCGAAGGAGUCAGCGCCACCAACAUCACGAAGGGUCUUCCAGAAGAUGUGUCCACACCUGCAGGGCUGCUGGGCCUUAUCACCCACUGUUUUUUUUUUUUUUUUUUUUUUCUUUUUUGCGAUACGCGGGCCUCUCACCGUUGUGGCCUCUCCCAUUGCGGAGCACAGGCUCCGGAUGCGCAGGCUCAGCGGCCACGGCUCACGGGCCCAGCCACUCCGCAGCACGUGGGAUCCUCCCGGACCGGGGCACGAACCCGCGUCCCCUGCAUCGGCAGGUGGACUCUCAACCACUGCGCCACGAGGGAAGCCCUCACCUACUGUUUAUUUCAUACAAGUGCUGCUCCCAAAAGGUUCCAGGCUGUACUCUCCAUCCUUGCUGUCCACACCACCAGAAGAGACCUCUUAUCCUUAAUUCCCUAACCUAUCGCAGACGGUCUUAAAAGAAAUGCCAGAGAAAAGAAUUUCCUUUGAUCAAAAGACACAUCUUAAGAUGUGUCUACUCUGAUUACAACCCAGUGAUAAAAAGCAAGAAUUUGCCACAAAGAGUGAAAAGGAAAUGAGAAGCAGCUCUAACUGUGCAUGCGCUUGCUGGAAGCCCAGCCUGCACUGCAGUAACAGGAGCUCCAGUUUACUGAACGCUGAGUCGGGGCUGGUCAUGAUGUAGUGGCUUGGUGUGUGCUAAGUGUUUAAGCCCUCAACUCUAGUUUACGAAUGAGUUCGUUGAGCCUCAGGGAGUAACUUGUCCAAAGUCUCAUAGUUACCAAGCUGGAAACUUGCGAUUCUAACGAGAUCCAUCCGAUUCCCAGAAGCCCGUGUACUUUCCACUGUGUUCUCCUGGAAGUUUCCAUGCUUGGCAUAAAGCAGAAUUUCUUAAUUAUGAGUACAAUAUUAUGUAACUCAAUUGCACAUUACCCGUGGCCCUUUGAUCUCUGGUUAUACCAAUGUUCUCUUUUUCCCUACUUGCUUUCUAAUGAUUGAACAAGGCCUCGAAGGAAUACAAUCCUAAACUCGUUUUAUUAGAUCGUCUCGGUUUUCCCAGAAAAAUAGCUCCUGUCGGUCUAUCUUGUUCAUCUGAUAACCCAAAAACCUCCCAUUUUUUUUCUCACUGCAAAAUAGUGUGUCUUUGAAAAGUACCUGCCUCUAGCUCAAUAUUGUGCUGAAGUACGUUUUGUUGUGUCCAGUUGGAGGCAGCCACUUUGCCAGCUGAUUGUCUGAUGUCAGAGGCAAGCCUUACACCGUGUUUCAAUAACCAAGCCAAGCAUGGCGGCUGGGCACACGGGCUUAGGCUCUGACUAGCCUGAGUGUCGCAGUCUCCUCAUCUGUAAAAUGGGAAAGUGAUAGGACCUACCUGAGAGGUUGUUUUGAGGGUGAACUGAGCUGCUCGUUAGUAGAGAGGCUGUGUGAAUAACAGUUCUACCUGGGAACUCUGGAUUUGAACCUCAGCUCUUCUGCACUGGAGCAAGUUACGUAUCUCUCUGUGCCUCAGUUUACCCUUCUGAGAAAUGGAGACAAUGGUAGUUCCUACAUCGCAGACUGUUGUGAGGAUUAAGUGAGUUAAGCGUGUAUAGCUGUUAGUGGUUGUCACUACAGAACUCUGGACAGGUGUGAGAUAAAUGCGACGUAGGGGCAAAACGCACUCACAUCCCAAACGCAGGCCACCGACACUGAAGUCACCAAGGAGGUCUGAGUCCUGUUAACUUACCCUUAAGGAACAUAAAUUCUGAAACAUACAUGAAACAGGUAGCGAAAAAAACCACACAAAAGUACCAUGCAGUGGACUUCCCUGGCGGUCCAGUGGUUAAGACUCCCCGCUUUCAUGGCAGGGGGUGCAGGUUCGAUCCCUGGUUGGGGAACUAAGGUCCCUCGUGCAGCGAAGCAUGGCCAAAAAAUAAAAAAUUUUUUUAACAAAAUAAAUAAAAGGUUUAAAAAUAAAAGUACCACACAGUGAGAGCCAUUUCACCAGGGGUAACUGUGUUACCCCUGGGAAAUGUGCUGGGAAGUGAAGUAUUUCAGUGGGAAAUGCAGUAUUUCAGCUGGCAGAAGAAAACCUUCUUUAGAACCUGUGCUCAGCUGAAUAAUGGUCCCUAAAUGUAUCCAGGUCUGAAUCUCUGGAACCUGAGAAUGUUACCCUAUAUGGAAAAAGAAUCUUUGCAUGUGUGAUUAAAUUAAGGAUUUUGAGAUGGUGAGAUGAUUCUGGAUUAUCUGGAUGGGACCUAAAUGCAGUCAUACGUGUCCUUAUAAGAGGGAGGCAGAGGGAGAUUGGACACAGAAGAGGAGAAAGUAAUGUGGCCACAGAAGCAGAAAUUGGAGUGAUGUGGCCACAAGCCAAGGAAGGCGGGCAGCCACCCAGAAGCCACAAGAGGCCAGGAAUGGAUUCUCCCUUAGAGCCUGUGGAGGGAGCGUGGCCCUGCUGACACCUUGAUUUUGGCUCCGCGGAACUGAUUUCAGACUUCAGGCCUCCAGGACUGGGAGAGGAUACGUUUUUGUUGGUUUAGUGCACCAAGUGUGUGGUAGUUGUCACAGCGGCCACAAGAAACUCAUACUGCACGGUCGGCUGUAAAGUGGGAGGUGCAGCUGAGAGUGUCUGGUUCCCAGUGGUUGGAGGUGGUAAGUGUGAUUCAUCUGCAGAUAAAAUGCAUAAAAACAGGAUGCUGCAGAAGUCCACCGCUUAGUUGCUGAAAAGCACUGAACAUCUGUUUUCUGACAAAGUGUUUCUAAAUAAUCCAGGGAGUUUCAGGAAGGAAUUAGGGCAGAAGACAAGCAAAGAAUCUGAUUUUUCUGUGCUUGGCUAGUGGAACCUGGCCUCACCAUCUGAUAUAUAGGCAAGUCUGUUGGGAGUUGGUAGCAAUUUUCAGACAUUGUUUUUGACAUACCCCAGACUAAUUACUUCUGCUAUAAAAUUACUGCCUGAGCAUACAUAAACAAGAGUGAAUUUUGUGAUAUGUUUAAUAGGAGGCAGGGAUUUUUUUUUUUAUAAAAGUGAAAAAUACCACCACAAACCCUUACAGCCACCAUUAGCAGCAGCCCCAGACUUUAGGGUGCCGUUAGCCACAGGUGGCUCAGCAACCAGGGCCCCGAGGUGCAACUGCAUGACAGGCUAGUGACCUCCCGUUGGGAUUCUUGGAAUUGGAAUGGGAGACGGAUUGGAUAAGUGGGUUCUGUAGACCGUCCUGUUUACGUCACCUGUUCACCCACCAAGUCCCACUUGAACCAAUCACUGUCAUAGCUUUCCAGGUUCCUUAUGGGGACCACCAACUUGCCUGGAGGAUCUGGUUGGGGUUUAACUUCCUUGGAUGUCUCUUGCUCACCCUCUGCCUCCUUGCUUUCAAGCAAUGGAAGGGAAAGAGCCUGUUCAGCCACCAUCUGGACCACAUCUGUUGAUGGCAAGCCGGCUCCCUGUGGAUUAUUUUGGUGGACUGAAACCGGUAGGCACACUAGUUAAUUUCAAUUUUUUGUGAGCACACUCUUGGUUCUCUUUUUUUCCUCACACAACAUUUAGCUCUGUUCAUCUCUCUCACUUCCCAGCUCCUUUGGGCUUGGUUAACUCUCAUCCUCUCACUGACAUAAUAGCCCUCAGAGUGGCCUUAACCAGAUGAAAGUCAAGAUCACUAAUUUACCAACAAGAUUUAAUGAAACCUUCAGCAAACCAUAAGCACUUUGCCAAUGCCCUUAGGGAGCAGUCCUCACAGCAUCUCUGUGAGGUCAUUGUUGGAGUAUCUUUGGCUGCAGUGGUCCAGAAUCAAACCCAACAGAAUUGGUAAAGAUCAUGCCCACAGCACGGCCCUGCUGUUAGAGGAAUCGCACUUCAGAAAAUUUACCAAGAUAGUAGUUUUCCCAUCUUUGUACUUUGUUAGUUAGUGUUCUCCAUUUGCUUGGGUUCAUCCUUUCAAUCCCUUUGCUAAUUAAAUCACUGAAGAGUAUAUACUUGUAAGAAUAGACACCAUCAGUGGACUGCAAACAAAACUCCUUUCUGUAAUUGAUGAUAAACCAUUUCAGAGAAGACCAGGCUGAGUCUAGAGGGUUCAGAUAACUGUAAGCGGAAGGCAGAGAGAGUAGUUCAUGGCCAUAGGACUUGGCCACCUGUGGACAACAUGUGAUGUUCGUUAAGUUAAGGACUGAUGGGACAUGGACCUGGGCCUCGGAUUCUGUGUCUUCGUUUGGCUUCAUCUCAUCCUGCUGCCUUCUGUCUUUGACCACAAUGGUGCACUUCCCGUAGGUCUUCUUUGCCACAUCACAGAACUCAGAGAAGAGGCUGUCUUCUUGUUUGAUGCAUAACUCAUCCCUUAGGAACAUCCGAUAUUUCCAAGGCAUCCAUCCUUGACUACCACCAGCAUGCACAAUACACCAAGUUGGAGUUGGCAUGGAAUAGCCAUCACUAAAAUCUUCCCCUGUUACAAGACUCUCAGGGAUAUAAGUUUCCCCCAAAUAUACAGUUGUAAACCCAUCAUAUUGCAGUGUUCUCAGGGUUUUCAAAUACUGGAGACAUUGCUUCCUCUUCAUGCUGUUGAAUAGAUUUCUGAUAAUAAUGUUUCUUAAAAGAGGUUUUGCAAAGUGAGGCAUGGUAUCUCUUCAAGUGUUUUUCAAAGCUUGAGUGUCUCCAUCUGCAGUGAUCUGGCAAGAGUGGGAUGAUGACCUCAUAAAGGGCUUUCUUACAGCUGAGCUGGUCCCAUAGAUACACUUGAGAUUUCAAAGCAUCAUGAAACACACACUCAGAACAAUUCCUUUCUGGCUUGUAUGACGUGGGAAUGGGAAUGGCAAGCCAUCCAAGAUGUUACUUUGACAUUGCAUCUGUAGUAGGUCUGGAGAGAGAUUGGCAAUUGUAUUAGUUUGCUAAGGCUGCCGUAACAAAAGAGUAGAAAUUUAUUUUUUCACAGUUCUGGAGGCUAGAAGCCCAAGAUCAAGGUGUCAGCAGGUCUGGUUUCACCUGAGACCUUUCUCCUUGGCUUGCAGAUGGCCACCUUCCCCCUAUGUCCUUAUUUGGCCUUUCCUCUGUGUGCCCACGUGUCUCUGUCCUAACCUCUCCUUAUAAGGACACCAGUCCUGUGGGAUUAAGCCCCACCCAUAUGACCUCAUUUUACCUUAAUCACCUCUUUAGAGACCCCAUCUCCAAAUAUAGUCACAUUCUGAGGUCCUGGGGGUCAGGGCUUCAACAUGAGAUUUGGGGGAGACACAAUUCAGCCCCUAAAGCAACCUUUUAACAGUGAUGAGCCAAGUUCCUCACUCAUUUCCAUUUGGGUCAUGAGGAUGAAGUGUAAUAUAUUUGUUCAUUCAACCAUUCUGAGCACCUACUAUACACCAGGCAUUGUGCCAGGCCCCAAGGGUACCAGUCAUGAUGUGUCCGGUGGGGCCUAGACACAUAUAUGGUUUAUGUCUGUGUACACAUGGACUUUGUGCCUGCUGCCUGUCCACUUUCACAAUCAAGAGUGGUUUUUCCAGGUGGCAGAAAAUGUAUGGCGAACAGUGAAAGAAAGUCAGCCUGCAUACCUGUCUUUCACUGGGGCUGCCAAUUCUUGAGCUAAUUCAAUACCCCGUCUACAAAGGACUUUAGUUUUAUAUACUCAAGGCAAAAUGACAGUUUACUUCAAACUCUAGCAGCCUCUUUAAUUUCCUUUGUAUUUUCUUGUCUCCUUAAAGAUCUUUCAUAAAUGUGAAUAAUGGGUUCCCUCAAAUGAAGAUGUGGACAAACUGAUUUAUUGGGUCCUUUUCUCUACUGUUGAAUGGAUGAAGAUUUUCUUGCCACAAAGUUUUCUUGGGACUCAAGUUUAGGCAAUGCCAGACAGUAAGACUAACCUAGCAUAGUAAAGUUAACAUGAAACCUGUGCUCUCCAAGCAACUUUCUCAGAGGCUAGAAUCAGUGGGUCUGGGUUGAUAACUGUGGCCAUUUUCUCUUAGAAUUUUUCUUCUGGUGGCAGGAACCAUUUUCAGACCAAAUUUGAUAUGGAUGCUAAAUAUGUAGAAGUGUGGCUCCUUGGUUGAAGUGGUAAUGGUGGUCCUAGAGCCCCCCCCGUUCAGACACCCCUUUCUGCCUCCUCUCCCACAGGCCCCUGUGGCCUGGAGCGAUGUGAAAACAUUAUAUAAUACAAUGAAGUCAAUUCCAAGACACAAUUCUUUGCUUCUCUCUCAUCCAAUCUUCAGUUAUGUAUGGAUAUGAGAAACAUGCUCAGAAGUGUAGAAGAAAAUGUAUAAUGUUACCUUUGUGUAAAUAUAUGUGUGUGUAUAAAUGAUAAAGGAUAUACAUACUUGCUUGCAUUUUCAAAUAUAAACAACAGAAGAAUAAACCUAACACUAAUUAAAAAUGCUUGCCUAUAGGGGAAGGGAUAGAACAGGAGGGAGGAAAAAAAGUGAGAAAUCUUUUCUGAAUGUAUCUUGUUUUAUAGUUUUGACUAGAAAAUGUAAACAUUUCACAUUUUUUAAAAAAAACAAGAGUAAAAAAAGAAAACUAAAACACAAUGAUCUCUAAAAUAUGCAAGAAAAUGGAAACUAAUGAACCUCACUGCUUAUCGUGUCAGAAACCAAAACAAACAAACAAACUCAGUAGCAAUGUAUACUCUACCCUCCAGAUUAUGGUCUCUCAAUAUUAUUUCCUACAGAAGGAAUCAGGGGUCCUUUGCUUGUAGGUCUGGGGAAGGAAAUGUGCAAGAUGAGCUUGGGACAUCUUGUCCAGCCUGACAGAAAGGAAGCCAACAAAGACCACAAGCAUCCACCCUCACUGGCCCAGGGAGAGGCCAAGCCUGCAUCCGGGCAGGACCAAGAAGUAGCCUGCCAGGCAGUAAAGUGGGUGGGGUCUGGACUCAAGCAAAGCAUUGCACCAUGGGCGGCCAGAGGAACUCAGAGAACCCUUCCCUUCACUCCUUCCCCUGAUGCUAUGCCUUGUGGCUUUCCCCUUCUUGACUUCAGGUUCUGUUGGGAGAUACUAAGGACUUGGGAGAAAGAACAAAGCUUCACCUGGGUCACGUCCCACUUUGGAGAAUGUGCAGGGUGGCAGAAGGACCACCAGGAGGCAGUAGGUAUAUGUCUCCUUGAUGACUUAUAAGGCAACACCUUUUAAGUACCUCCCAGGACUCAAGAUAGAACCUUGCUUUUCCAGAAGCCUCACACCCCACACCCCUUCCCAGUCACAACCUUCUCCCUUGGCCCUAAGAGUCACUACUAUCUGCUUUUCUAGAAAACACUUCUGUACUUCUUUCUUCUCCACUGCCUGGGUAACGGAUAUUCUAAGGUAGAAUGCUGUCACAUGCUUAAUUCAUUGAAAUUCAUUUUGUAUAAUUGGGAGAUCAAGUUUGUUCGGUUCAAAGACGGAGAGUAACAGAAAUCUUAACUCAGUGUGUAAGUAUUAGUGUGGUUCUGUUGGCACACCUGCCACAAAUUGUGCUUGUCACCAAAAAGGGGGAAUGUUUGGAAACUGGUUUCACCAACCGUAACCUCCCCCCACCAAAUCCCAUAAACUAAAAGAGUUGCCGCACAUAUACACAGAUGUAUGUUUACAUGUGCUACUUCAAGUCUUAUUGCACAAACUUGGUUGUGCAGGAAACAUUAUGCUAAUUUUAUUUUUGAAUUUAAUUUUUUUUUUAUACAGCAGGUUCUUAUUAGUUAUCUAUUUUAUACAUAUUAGUGUAUAUAUGUCAAUCCCAAUCUCCCAAUUCAUCCCAC